This is a messenger RNA of Eucalyptus grandis, 561 nucleotides long. Its product is annotated as toll/interleukin-1 receptor-like protein. The transcript has a single exon. Bases 1 to 561 code for a protein of 186 amino acids. NCBI's taxonomy places the organism in Eukaryota, Viridiplantae, Streptophyta, Magnoliopsida, Myrtales, Myrtaceae. The record is from RefSeq and is a predicted model, not a curated record. Gene Ontology annotation, biological process: signal transduction.
AUGAAAAGAAAAAUGAGCUCUUCUCCGGAAACUGGAUCCGCAAGUCAUGGCUCAUUAGGAACUAAGUUUGAGGUGUUCUUGAGUUUUCGAGGACCAGAUACUCGCGCUAAUUUCACAGAUACCCUCUAUUAUGCUUUGUUAGAUAAGGGUAUUAGUGUUUUCAUAGAUAAGCAGGGGAUUGACAUUGGUGAAGAGAUUGGGCCUGAGCUUUUCCAAGCCAUCGAUGACUCAAAAAUCUGCAUCCCCAUCUUCUCCAAAGGAUAUGCCUCUAGUAGUUGGUGCAUGCGCGAGCUGGAACACAUGAUGCAGCGUAGGAAAACCAACAAACUGGAGGUUUUGCCCAUUUUCUAUGACGUGGAACCCUCUGAUGUGAAGCUUGAAUCCAAAGUGUAUGUGGAUGCACUAACUCUGCAUAAAGAAAAACGUGGGGCCGAGAUUGUGCAGCAUUGGGCAAAGGCGCUCAAGGAAGUUACCGGAAUCAAGGGUUGGGACACCAAGAACACAGGGUAUGUUAACUCCCUGAACUCCAUCUUCCCUUUUCUCUAUGUUUCUUUUGCUUGA